Molecule: messenger RNA, 1017 nt
Organism: Globicephala melas (long-finned pilot whale)
Lineage: Eukaryota; Metazoa; Chordata; Mammalia; Artiodactyla; Delphinidae
Gene: GPR18
Product: G protein-coupled receptor 18
Biological process (GO): phospholipase C-activating G protein-coupled receptor signaling pathway; positive regulation of Rho protein signal transduction
Cellular component (GO): plasma membrane
Molecular function (GO): G protein-coupled receptor activity
Source: RefSeq, a predicted model, not a curated record
AUGCCCACAACAAGCUAUAAGAUGACCACCCCUCACAGUCAAGCUCAACCUGGCCCUUCUAUCGACCCGUAUCCAGACGAAUACAAAAUAGCAGCCCUUGUCUUCUACAGCUGUAUCUUCAUAACUGGCUUAUUCGUUAAUGUCACUGCCUUAUGGGUUUUCAGUUGUACCACCAAGAAGAGAACCACCGUAACCAUCUAUAUGAUGAAUGUGGCACUACUGGACUUGAUAUUUAUAAUGAGCUUACCCUUUCGAAUGUUUUAUUAUGCAAAAGGUGAAUGGCCGUUUGGAGAGUACUUCUGCCAGAUUCUUGGGGCUCUCACAGUGUUUUAUCCAAGUAUUGCUCUAUGGCUUCUUGCUUUCAUUAGUGCCGACAGAUACAUGGCCAUUGUACAGCCGAAAUACACCAAGGAACUUAAAAACACAUGCAAGGCCAUGCUAGCGUGUGUGGGAGUCUGGAUAAUGACCCUGACAACCACCAUCCCACUCCUACUGCUCUAUGAAGACCCAGAUAAAGCCUCCAACCCUGCCACCUGCCUCAAGAUUUCUGACAUCAUCCACUUAAAAGCUAUUAAUGCGCUGAACUUCACUCGACUGAUUUUCUUUUUCUUGAUUCCUCUGUUCAUCAUGAUUGGGUGCUACUUGGUCAUUAUUCAUAGUCUCCUUCACGGUAAGACAUCUAAGCUGAAGCCAAAAGUCAAGAAGAAGUCUAUACGGAUCAUUAUCACGCUCAUGGUGCAGGUGCUUGUCUGCUUCAUGCCUUUCCACAUCUGCUUUGCUUUCCUGAUGCUGGGAGGGGAGGAGAACAGCUACAACCCGUGGGGAGCCUUUGCCACCUUCCUCAUGAACCUCAGCACCUGUCUGGAUGUGAUUCUCUACUACAUUGUUUCAAAACAAUUUCAGGCUCGAGUCAUUAGUGUCAUGCUAUACCGCAAUUAUCUUCGGAGCGUGCGCAGAAAGAGCUUCCGCUCGGGUAGUUUACGGUCCCUAAGCAACAUAAACAGUGAAAUGUUAUGA